Messenger RNA from Rotaria socialis, 1254 nucleotides. The record is from the annotation of a GenBank genome assembly. NCBI's taxonomy places the organism in Eukaryota, Metazoa, Rotifera, Eurotatoria, Philodinida, Philodinidae.
AUGGAUGUUCCAGCGGAUUCACAUACAUUACUUCAUUUAAUACGUGAAGUCAAUGAACAAAUCACUCCUGAACAAUAUCCCAUUGUUGUUCAUUGCACAGCUGGGGUCGGUCGAACAGGCACUUAUAUUGCCAUUGAUGCCAUGAUCGAUAAAAUAAAACAAGAAGAAAAAGUUGAUAUUUAUAAUUUUGUAUCAAAAAUGCGUCGUGAACGUCAUUUGAUGGUGCAAACAGUAAAACAAUAUGUAUUUAUUUAUCGAUCUCUACUUGAAUAUUAUCUUUAUGGUAAUACAAGAAUUCAAGGCAAUAUAUUUCGAUCGACAUAUUUUAAUUUAAAAAACAACAAACAAAUGUUAUUAUUUUCUGAAUAUAAUAGACUACAAUUAUUACCAGUAGAAAAUGUUUUUCAUCGUGAUGCGCACUUAAUAACGAAUAUAAACAAAAAUCGACAUACUCAAAUCGUCCCAUAUGACCAUAAUCGUGUUCGUUUAAGUCGCAUACUUGGACAUCCAUACAUCAAUGCAUCAUUCAUUGAAGGAUAUUCACACGAAUCUUCAUUUAUUAUAACACAAGAUCCAUUAUUGGAAACUAUUGAUGAAUUUUGGCGAAUGUUUCUUGAACAUGACUCCAAUACUAUUGUACAAUUGCAUACAGUCGAAGAACCUUGUCCACCAUGCCCAAUCUAUUAUCCAAAUGAUGUUGAUACAUCAAUGAAAAUCAGUUCAACAAUUUUAUUAAAACUCAUAGAAAAACAAAUAAUAGACGAAAAAUAUAUUAUUCGACAAUUUUGUCUGACGGAUGCACGUGAAUGUGAAUCUAAAACAAUCUAUCAAUAUGAAUAUUUACUUCCUCUAUGUAAUAAUGAUGAAUAUGAAAAUGAACAAUGCACACCAACCGUAUUAGUACAGAAUUUAUUUGAUUUUAUGGGUUAUGUUAGUAAGCGAUCAAAUCAAAAUAAUCAAAAUCGUUAUAUAACUGUUCAUUGCGGAAAUGGUGGACCAUCAUGUUCAAUAUUUUGUACGAGUUUAAUAUUAUUGGAUCAACUUAAAAAUGAACAUAGUAUCGAUAUAUUUCAACGUGUACGUGCACUACAACGACAACGACCUGCUAUGAUAAACUCAUUUGCACAAUAUGAAUAUCUCUACAAAAUAAUUCUCAAGUUCCUAGACGACUCAUUCACGCUAACACAUGUUCAAUCUUCUCAAUCACUAAACAACAGUAUCUAUGAUAAUAAUCAAGAAAAUGUUAAUCUCUAA